GAUAGAUGUCAUUGGUGUUCCCGUAGAUCGUGUUCACUUUCGGUCACAAAAUUUCCAGAAUCGACCAACGCGAUUGGCCGAUUCUGGAGAGUUUCGCGAUCCGCGACUGCCAUAUCCGAUCCGAAGAUCGAACCAAUCAGGAAGACAGAGAGCUGGGAAUCUUCCUUGACCAGUCGCGUCUAGGUAUAUUUUCCACGCAUUGUGAUCCUCGAGAAGAACGAAACAAAGUUGUCGGCACUGGACGGAAUCAGUGAUGUUACGAAUUUGAAUUUCGGAAAACGGUAACGUAUCGCCUGAUGUUUUUUACCUGUUGCCGUCGGCUUCUCGUUUGACAGUUGUUUUUGCGUUCCUUUCGCCAGAAAUGGUGAACGCAGCUGACAUUUCGACCGACGGUGGAAAAAGCGAGGCUGCUGUAAACGCACUUAUAGAAGAUGGGUGGAAAUCGGCGGAAGAAAUGGAUGAACAACGCAAGAAAACAUUGGCUUACGAGUACCUCUGUCAUUUGGAGGAAGCUAAGAAAUGGCUGGAAGCAUGCUUGAGAGAAUCAUUGCCCCCAACUAUAGAGUUGGAGGAGAAUCUUCGCAACGGAGUUUAUCUGGCUAAGCUUGGCAAUUUUAUGGCUCCUGAUGUCUUACCUCUGAAUAAGGUCUACGACAUGGAACAGCGCAGAUACAAGGCAGUAGGAUUACAAUUUCGCCAUACAGACAAUAUAAAUUACUUUUUAGAAUGUUUGAAGUCCACAAAAUUACCUUUGACAUUCUUGCCAGAAACAACAGACAUUUACGACAAAAAAAAUAUGCCACGAUUGAUAUAUUGCAUUCACGCGCUCAGCACGCAUCUGUUCAAAUUCGGAAAAGCACCACCAAUGCAAGAUCUAUACGGAAAAGUCAAAUUCUCCGAUGAAGAAAUCAACGCCGUCAGUAAAGAACUGCAGAAGUACAACAUCCAACUGCCCGCCUUCCAAAAGAUAGGAGGUCUGUUGACGAACAGUAUUGCUACCGACACAGCUGCCCUUCACGCCGCUGUGAUUGCAAUCAAUCAAGCUGUGACAGAUAAUGACGACCAAAAGAUUUUACACGCACUUCAGAACAAACAUGCUCAACUGAACAGUAUUAAACCCGCUUUUAUUAAGAAGUACGCCAAGACGCUGUUGGAAGCGAAAGCUGCGAAAGAAGAAGCUGCAUUUAACAAGUCGCUAAAUGAUAGUUACGUUGCGGAUGUGUACGACGAGCUGUUAACACAAGCGGAGAUACAAGGGCACAUAAAUUACGUGAAUUCUUUGUGCGCGCUCGAAGUCAUAGUCUCGUCCGUAAAGAACAACAACGUCGAGUUAACAUCUGCUUUACGAGCGUUGGCAUUGUCUUUCAAGAAUGUGAUUUCUGAGAACAUUGAGGAUUAUAAGAAACAGCUGAUAUGGGUAUUGGACAACUUCGAAUGGGAGGACGUGUGUCCGUACGAGAAUAUUCAAUAUUGGAUAGAUACGUUUCAGAACGCGAUCGACAAAGGAAAUCAGAUCGCUAAAGAACGUCGCAAACGAGAGAACGCUGUAAGAUACUUGAACAUGGCUCUGGAAUCCGCUGAUCAAACGAAGUUCCGCGAGAUCUUGGAAAGUCCGGAAUUAGAAGUUUCUCAUUUGGUCGAUAAAUUCGCAAUCCCGUUGUACUACCAAGAGAUGAAGACAGAUCGCACGGAAUCAAUGAUCAACAUCACCUAUGACGACAUAGUAGUCAGUGUGCACGUAUUAUCCACUAUUGCCGCUAUCACCAAGGCGGUGGACACGAAUAAUCCAGAUUUCGUGUACGAGAAAUUGUCGAAUCCCAAUGCGCGUUUGACCGGACUGGACGAAUUCAAUAAAGUGAAGUACACUCGGGCUCUGUCGAAAAUUCGGCAAACAAAGCUAGAAACAUCCGAGGAAUGUUCUUUGCUGACUUACAGCGAUAUUCAAGAAUGCAUCGAUUUGGUGAAUGCGCAAUGUCAAGAGGGUUUCGAAGUUAUAGAGAUUUUGCAACAAAUAAAUCGAGCUGUGGCGGCCGACAAUCUUGAGAGUAUGAUAACAGCCUUGAAAUUGAUAAGCGAGAAAUUCGAUAUACCGACAUAUCCGCAGGACGCGUCGCUUUACUUAGAAUUAUUUAAGAAACGAUUAAUCGAGAAAAAAUCUGACGAAGCCGAGCUGUGGCUGGAUGACGUUGAGAGCAUAGCGAGAACAGUCAAGUCGGAAGUGGAGCAAAUCGAGAAGAUAAGCAAGUUUCUGCGCGAAAUCAACACGCACGUGGUGAACGACGACAUGACAGAGGCUCUCGAUUGUCUCAAAACGAUCGGUGUAUUCGGAAAUUUUAACAAAUUGCCGGAAGAAUUUCAAAAGAAAUGGUUCCUGGCAUUGCAACAAUUGCAGAAACAGAAAUGUAAACUGUUCGAUUAUCCGUACAUCUUGUACACGACCGACGAGGGAAACAGGAUCUCCAUCGAUUUGAAGAACAGCCGAUAUACGCGAGAUCACUUGAAAAAUUUGGAAAACACUUACUAUCUCACCACGGACGACAUAAACGAAACGAUUAAAUCUCUUACGGCGGAGAAGCGCGAGAGAGAUUACACGACGUUCGACGAAAAGUUGCUGAUUAGACUUCAAGCUCGUGUCAGAGGAUUUUUGUUGCGCAACAGAAUCGCCAACAGACGCGCUUAUUUUCGCAAAAAUCUGAAGAAAAUCGUCGCGAUACAAGCAUGGUGGAGAGGCGUCAGACAACGUAGACGAUAUUUGAAAGAGAAAGAAAGACUGUGUGUACUGGCACGUCAGAAUAAUAAAUUGUCGAAUGUAAAAACGAGCGACAAGAAUGACAAAUUAAGCUAUUACAAGAAUCACGAGGAGAAGAUAAUAAAGAUACAAGCUUUGUGGCGUGGAAGAGAAUCGAGAAAAGCCUUCCAGUCGCUACUGUACUCGAAGAAACCGUCUUUUCCUAUUGUCAGAUAUUUUUCGACGGUAUUGGGUUUCAGCGCGGAGGAUUACGACAAGGAUCUGGAGUUGCAAAAAUUGAAGUACGAAGUCGUCCAAUGCAUAAGGCACAAUCAAAAUCUGUCCGAGCAAUUGAACAACAUGUUCAUAAAAAUAGGACUGUUAAUUCAAAACAGAAUAGCGUUGCAAGAUGUAGUGGCGCACAGCAAAAACUUGGACAAUCUCGCCAACGAGAAGAACAAGGAGCGAAACACUUUGAGCAUGACCGGAACAGCACAGAAAGGUCUCAAGUCGUUGACGAGGGAGGGUCGUAAAAUGUUGGAGGGCUAUCAGCAUUUGUUUUACGCGUUGCAGACAAAUCCGCAGUACUUGUCCAAGCUGUUAUACUUGCCGCCUACCAAUAAGACGAACAAAUUGUUCCUGAAAAACAUCAUCCUGACGCUGUUCAAUUUCGGAUCGAACACGCGAGAAGACUAUUUGUUGCUGAAGCUCUUCGGUUGCGCUCUGAGGGAAGAAAUCAACUGCAACUGUCGUCAGCCCUCCGACGUAUUGACGGGCAAACCGUUAGUACGUGAGAUGGUGGUCAAUUACGCAAAGCAGUACAACGGUCAGGCGGCUUUGAAGCAGAUCAUAGGUCCGUUGAUCGAAAAGGUUCUGGAGAACGAAGAUCUGUGCAUGGAGACGAAUCCGGUGGACAUAUACAAACUCUGGCGGAAUCAGAUGGAAUCGGAGUCCGGACGAUCGGUGGACAUGCCCCAGACGGUGUCUCAGGAACAAGCGUUGAGAUACGCACCGGUGCAAGAAUCGCUCAAGAGAGCGAUAACUCAUCUGAAGAGACUCUCUCUCGAGUUUCUGGACAGAAUAACGCAGUCGCGCGAUCUGAUUCCUUACGGAAUGCUGUACGUCUCGAAAGUUCUGUACAAUUCAAUGAUAGAAAAAUUUCCACACGCUCCAGAGAAGGAUAUCUUGAAGGCUGUCGGCAACUUGAUCUAUUAUCACUUUAUUAACGCCGCGAUCGUAGCGCCCGACACCUUCGACAUUGUCACAUUGCCGGUCGACAGAUCGUUGUCUUCCUGCCAGAGAAAAAAUCUGGCUAGUAUAGCGAAGGUGCUGCAAUUCUCCACUUCGAAAAAAGGCUUCGGCGAGGAGGCACCGCAUUUGGAGUGCCUGAAUCAGUUCAUAAUAUCUUGUCACGAGAAGUUCAAGGAUUUCUUUCGGUACUGUUGUCAAGUCGAAGAUCUCGAGGAACACUUCGACAUUCACGAGUACACGGAAGCCACCCUCAUACAAAAUCCCGAGGUAUGCAUAUCUUUGCAGGAAAUAUGCGAGAUGCAUGUUCUGAUGCAGACGUAUCAGGAUCAAAUAGCGCCGGAUCCGUCCGAUCCUUUGCAUGACCUUCUCGAUGAUCUGGGUCCAGCGCCGACAGUGGCGUCGCUACUUGGAGUAUCUGACGCGACGUAUCAAGCAAACUUGGCGCGAUACAGCAAGCAGGAAGUGUGUUUGGUACUAAGCAGCAAAUUCCAAGUACCACGAAACGAGGACGCGAAUCUGAACAAUCUUUUCGUCAAGGCGAAAGAGUUGCUUGUCUCAGUAAUACCGUUCCUAAAGAAACCCACACUGGAGGAAUCACUGGAGACCACCUCUUCGCCGAUGUGCGUCAAGCUGUUCGACUACUCGUCCGUGUCGCCAACCGUUCGCGAGAGCUCGUCUAUAAACGACUGCAAAAUGCAAUUACGGGCAUAUCUCAACAAACUUGAACUCGAGGGAUGGGUCAGCCGUGCGGAUGGUUAUCAAACGAUCGUGACCGCGAUAGCGAGGGACAUUUGCAACAAGAACAAAUAUCGCGUCGCGAGAGACAAGGAGUUGCAGACUCUACGCGCUACUAAGGAACGACUGAGCGAGAAGACCAGAUAUUACCAGGAGCAAGUCGAGUUCUACAACGAGUACAUAAAUCGUUGCCUUCACAAUCUGCACUCGGGAAAGGGCUCGCUCCGCGCGAUGCAGACGAUGCAGAAGGACGCGUACAAGCUGUGCAAACUGCGAUCGAAAAUGACGGUAAAAUAUUCCGCCUGGAAGUUGCAGGAGAAGGGCGUUCUAAUGGAGAUCGAUCAAACGCUGAGCCCGACGGAAAUGAAGAAUGUCAUCUUUGAGAUAAGCCCGACCGAGCACAGCGGUGUUUUUUCGGUGCGCUGUAAGUUCAUGGGUGUCGAGAUGGAGAAACUCGACAUCAGCAUACAAGAGCUGCUCGAGCUGCAGUACGAGGGCAGAUCCUGCAUGGAUAUGUUCGGCAGAGCGAAAGUCAACGUGAAUCUGCUCUUGUAUCUAUUAAAUCGAAAGUUUUACGGUAAAAAGAACUGAACAUGCAAAACCGACAAGAUUCUUCCCCCUCAUCUGUUUUUCUGUUACAAAUUGAGUAAUCGAUUUACGCGUGUUAUAUGUGCAAUUUAUUUUCUCGACGCAACGUGUGUUCAGAACUAACCAGCUCCUCUCGGCUGCUACUUUAUCACUGCGACACUUAACGAUUUUUUUUUUGUGUAUCUCGAGAGUAAUUUUUGUUUUUUUAACUUGCCAGUAGAUUUUUGGUGUUUGUUUUAAGACGCGCAAAACUUAUAUAAUUCCCAGGGAAAGAGCGCGGUUCGCGAUAAUAGGUCAAUAUAUCUAUUUAACAGCAAUUUGUCUAGUCUAAGAUAUAUGGCAUGUGUUUUGUAAAUAAUUUCUAUUCCCGGUGAAACAUUUUUACGAGUAUUCGAUGACGUUGCAACUAUCGCUUGACACUGUGUAUAUAAACGAUGUACGAAUAAUUAACGAAUUUAUGUAAACUUAGUGAACGUGUUUAUUAAGAUAUUGAAGCGUGAACUUAAUACACAAAAAUAUAUAAUGUUACUUUAUAAAUAUAUAUAAUAUUACUUUUAAAUAUAUAUAAUAUUAUUA
Messenger RNA from Pseudomyrmex gracilis, 5878 nucleotides. Its product is annotated as ras GTPase-activating-like protein IQGAP1. NCBI's taxonomy places the organism in Eukaryota, Metazoa, Arthropoda, Insecta, Hymenoptera, Formicidae. Gene Ontology annotation, molecular function: actin filament binding; GTPase activator activity; calmodulin binding. The record is from RefSeq and is a predicted model, not a curated record. The transcript has 4 exons. Gene Ontology annotation, biological process: regulation of actin cytoskeleton organization; regulation of GTPase activity. Gene Ontology annotation, cellular component: cytoplasm. The coding region runs from base 362 to 5305 and encodes 1647 amino acids.